AUGCAGGGCGACGUCGUUUCCGAUCGAGGGAAAGCCCUCGCUGCACAGAGGCCAUCUUUUCUUACUGUACUGGGUGACUUGUGGUCUCCAGCAUCGAACCCGGACGGCAUCGUGAAUCUUGGUCUUGCUGAGAAUCUGCAAACGAACACACAUGCAUUGACCUACGGAGACGGGUUCAGCGGCUCGCACAACCUCAAAGAGAGCCUUUGUCGCUUCAUGAACAACCAGUUUUGCCCGCAGACUACAAUCCGUCCAUCCCAUAUUGUCAUCACAUCGGGCGUCAGCAAUGCGCUCGAAGCUUGUGCUUGGGCUUUGGCGAACUCCGGAGAUUUUGUCAUGGUCGGACGGCCGUAUUUCAAUGCAUUUCGCACGAUAUUUGGUAUCCGGCCAGGCCUAGGACGUUGCUAUCCUGAAGAUGUCUUGAAAGAAUACUUAAAAUUCUGCUCGAGGAAUAGACUUCACAUUAUCUCCGAUGAGAUCUACGCGCUGUCUGUCUGGAAUAACCCUCGUUGUCCCGAUGCCCCAGGUUUUAGAUCGAUCAUGUCUAUAAAGCUGGAAGGGAUUAUUGAUCCAAGUUUGGUGCAUACUGUAUGGGGUUUAAGUAAAGAUUUUGGUGCAACCGGACUGAGGAUUGGAUGCUUGGUUAGUCAGUCGAAUAGACUGCUCUUGGAGGCUGCAGAGGGCAUUUCCCUUCACAAUUUCCCCUCGAGCCUCGCAGACCAGGUCAUCACAUCGCUUCUGCUAGACGAUGGCUUCGUGACAAGGUAUAUUGCGACUAAUCGAGUGCGUUUGGCAGAAAGCUAUGAUUUUGCAACAAAAUGGCUACGGUCCCAUGGAAUCCCGUACCUUGAGUGCAAUGCCGCGUUCUUCCUUUGGAUUAACUUGGGGGCCGUGGUAAAGGACGUCACAGCUGAGGAUAUUCUUGCAAAGCUCCGAAAAGAGAAAAUUUACAUCGCUGCUGGGGAGCAUUAUGCGGCGGAAGAAGCGGCUUGGUUUCGACUGGUUUUUUCGCACCCACCAAACGUCUUAGAGGAGGGACUUAAGCGGAUGAUUCAGUCAAUACAGUGA
Aspergillus terreus NIH2624 is the source of this 1068-nucleotide messenger RNA. RefSeq lists its product as uncharacterized. Gene Ontology annotation, biological process: biosynthetic process; amino acid metabolic process. The record is from RefSeq and is a predicted model, not a curated record. The coding region runs from base 1 to 1068 and encodes 355 amino acids. NCBI's taxonomy places the organism in Eukaryota, Fungi, Ascomycota, Eurotiomycetes, Eurotiales, Aspergillaceae. The transcript has 5 exons. Gene Ontology annotation, molecular function: pyridoxal phosphate binding; transaminase activity.